UGUUGUGAGAAGCCAAAAACAAUGUUAGUGGAUGAAACACUCAUGCUAUUACUUAUUCGCCAUUAGUAUAUUAGAUACCAUAACGACUUGAGGUUCAUCAAUUUGUUUGUAGUAUUCGUGAAGUUGACAGGAUGUCACCACCGCUAGUCCAUAUCAAUACAUUUGUUCAACCCCAAGCAAAGUACACUGUAGACAAAGUAUCAAAGUUUUUUAUAAUAUGUAGUUUUCUUCUAGGCGUUAAUAGGUUGCCUAUUAUAUCAUCGAAACAUGUGUAUACAAUUCCUUCUAUAAUUUAUACUUUCGUACUAAUGUGUGUACUAAAUUUUUUCGGGUUUGAUUCUGUCUCAUUAUCUAUCAUGAGUUUGAACCUUGUAUUACAUAUCUUAUGUUCCUUCCUUGGUAUGUUUUUUUGGAAGAGAAUGCGCCUGUAUUAUUCAGAGCUCUGUAAGUUUGAUAUUUGCAUCGGAUGCAGACCAAUAACUGCACAAGGUUCCAGUAAACUUGAAUCGAACUGUCAAAUGAAAAAAUUUAUGGAUCUUUAUUAUAUUAUCGUAGAAUCUUACAGAUAUCUUAUUGACGCUAUUAAAUGGCAGUUAUUGUUCAUCAUCAUAGUUUCGUUUAUAUCUGUAUUGGGCUUCUGCUAUCAUUUUUCGCUGCACUUCUUACGUGGAAAAAACAUCGCUGAUUGUUUGGUGACUGAUCUGGGUUUGGCGCUUGUAGUGAUGAUCCCAUUGUUUGUACCUUGCGUCUUCGGCGAUAAGGUCCACACUGAAGUGAAGCGACUCAGAGAACUUUUAGCUUCAAGGCUCUAUGAAAACCAAAUGGAUAAGUCAAGUCGGAGUAUAGCGAGAGCUCUUCUAGCCUUCACGGAGACCCGCGAUUUGUCAUUCUCGCUGCUGCGCAUGUUGAACAUCGAUAUUUCUCUGCCAUUCAAGUUUGUUGGUCUACUCGUUACCUACCUUAUCAUUCUGUUGCAGUUUGAAAAAGUUAUUAAUCCGUAG
This is a messenger RNA of Bombyx mori (domestic silkworm), 1001 nucleotides long. RefSeq lists its product as uncharacterized. The transcript has 5 exons. Gene Ontology annotation, cellular component: membrane; axon; dendrite. Gene Ontology annotation, biological process: chemosensory behavior; male courtship behavior; sensory perception of taste. The record is from RefSeq and is a predicted model, not a curated record. NCBI's taxonomy places the organism in Eukaryota, Metazoa, Arthropoda, Insecta, Lepidoptera, Bombycidae. The coding region runs from base 132 to 1001 and encodes 289 amino acids.